AUGCCGCCCAAGAAGCCCGCCGGCAAUGCUGUCCAGGCCGAAGUUGCCCUGCAGCAGUCGUUGAAGAAUUGCCUGGUCAACCUCCCGUCCUCGCUCGUCUCCGUGCUCGUCAACGCCAACACCGUCGCCCAGAAUGUCGUCGUCGAGCUCACGUACCGCCAGCCUCCCCCACCGGGUGCGUCGGACAACAGGAAUGCCGCGCCCAAGUCGGUCUUUGUAGGAUGGACGGGCAUGCAGAGCAAGCGCCGCAUCGCGCCUGUCGUCGGACGAGAUGGCCUGAGAGGCAGCCCGGCAGUCAGCCAACAGGACCUGCCAGCAGUCGAGGUGGAUGCCACCUUCGCCAGGUUGAUCGGGCUCCAAGAGGGCCAGAAGGUGGGCAUACUGCUGCAUCUGGAUCCUCCACAGGCGCAUACCAUCAACAUCGAGCCAUUGACCCCUGUUGAUUGGGAGAUGAUAGAGCUGCACGCCCAGUUCUUGGAGUUGAACUUCCUCUCUCAGAUACGCGCGCUCCCGAACCCCCAGGCCCAGUCGCCGCAUCCUCUCACGCUGCACCUGUCUCCCACGACCACGGCGAACAUCACCGUCACCUCCAUCGCGCCCGCACCGCCCAACCCCUCACUCUUCGUCAAGAUCUCGCCCGACGCCGAGGUCAUCGUUGCGCCCAAGACACGGCAAAAGGAAAGGAGCUCGACGCGCGAAAGCAGAAGUGUAGGUGCUGCGUCGAGGAAGAGCGGAAAGAGCACGGCAAGCACAGUCCGGCGGCGCAGCGGUCGCGAGGAUGCCGCGAGCAAAGGCGUCAUCUUCCUGCGUGGAGUUGAUCGCAGUGUCGCCCAAGAGUGGUUCGACGAGGAAGAGGACGCAGACGCCGACGGCCUGAAGGUAUGGGUAGACAAGGACGUACUCCUCACCAAGGCUCUCAGAGGCGCCAACUGGGUCUCCGUGUCAAUCAUCAAGCCCGCCGGGCUACAGGAGCCCGUGGACAUGUCCAAAGAGCAGGAGCAGGAGAAGCCCGCAACGCGCGUGGUCGCCAAGAUCAUAGCAUGGGAGGACGCGCCGGAUAGUCGACAUGUGGCGCUUUCAACCGAUCUCUGCAGAGUUCUGGGCUUCGAGAACUUUGUGGGCGGUCUUGUCCGGAUCGAAGGUGCCCCAGCUCAAACGCCCAAGCCGCCGGCCAUGAAACCGCAAGGUACGAAAGAAUCAAGGGAACCUGUCGUCAAGUCUGUCAAGAUCAUCCCCUUUUCUACCAUUGCAUCACAGGUCAAUGCGUCGUUGAAGUUUGGCGGUGAGUCCAAGCAGGACCAGGAAAAUGCCAUACAGAAGAUCAAGACAACAUACGGAAAGAAGAACGGACUCCUGGACGGGCCACUUACAGACGGAAUGAUCCUGCCUCCUGUGAAGGACUCCGAGCUUGGUUGGCAAGGAGGCAUUGUAAGGUUUGAGCCGCCAUCAUCGACAGCCGGAGUCUCAUGGGUGCUCUUCCCGGAGAGGAAGCCACCACUUGAGCUAGGUCAAGAGGUGCCAACGCCAACAAGCUGGGCCAAGGGCUGGCAGCAAGGUGACCCGCUACCGCAGACGCCUGCGAACCUGGUUGGCAUAGACCCUCUCAUUCAGCAACUACGAUCACACCUGACGCACAACUCUUCCGUCUUACUCACAGGUGGCCUCGGGGCAGGAAAGUCACAAUGCGCUCAACUGCUCGCCCAUCAGCUGCGGACCGAGUAUCUAUUCAACACCAUCUAUUUCCCCUGCCGCAAACUUGUAACAGAUGAGACGCGAGUCGCGACUAUCAAGGAGACUCUGAACAGAUUGUUCGCUUCUGCCUCAUGGGGGGCAAGAGGCGGUGGGAAUGCAGUAGUCAUUCUUGACGACUUGGACAAGCUUUGCCCUGUAGAGACUGAACUUCAAGUUGGCAACGAGAACGGACGGAGUCGGCAUGUUAGCGAGUGUCUGAUCAACAUCGUCAGGCAAUACUGCUCCAUGGACUCUGGUGUAGUCCUGCUAGCAACUGCGCAAGGCAAAGAGGCGCUGAACAAUGUCAUCGUUGGCGGACACAUUGUCCGCGAGAUUGUCAGUCUCAAAGCGCCCAACAAAGACGGUAGAAGGAAGGUCCUUGAGAUGCUUGCUUUCAAGGACGCCAAAACAGAGCAGUCGAAGGAGCCCAAUGGCCAUGCUUUCCCGCCAUCUCCAUCCACCAGUCGACCCAGUACCGCUCACCGCAGUCACCCUAGCACUGAUAGCAUACCACAGCAACCCUCUGAGGAUUACGCCUUCACCAUCGACACCUCCAUUGACUUCCUCGACCUCGCUGGCCAGACAGACGGCUACAUGCCUGGCGAUCUUGUGCUACUCACAUCGCGUGCCCGUAACGAGGCAUUGAUUCGUUCAGUUACAUCAACCGCCCCUACUGUUUCUCUUACACGGGACGACUACACACAGGCUCUCUCUGGCUUCACGCCCGCUUCCCUGCGAAAUGUCACUCUUCAAUCCUCCACCACGAAAUGGGAUUCCAUCGGCGGUCUUCAUACAACACGACAAGUUCUGUUAGAGACCCUUCAAUACCCUACAACCUACGCACCCAUCUUCGCAAAAUGCCCACUACGUCUCCGAUCAGGUCUACUCCUGUACGGCUACCCAGGUUGCGGCAAGACUCUCCUCGCAUCCGCCGUAGCAGGCGAGUGCGGCCUGAACUUCAUCUCAGUCAAAGGACCUGAAAUCCUCAACAAGUACAUUGGUGCCUCUGAAAAGUCUGUCCGUGAUCUUUUCGAACGCGCAGAAGCAGCGCGACCUUGCGUUUUGUUCUUCGAUGAAUUCGACAGUAUCGCACCGAAACGUGGACACGACUCAACGGGUGUAACAGAUCGUGUGGUCAACCAACUUCUCACCCAGAUGGACGGAGCGGAAGGUCUUUCAGGUGUCUACGUCUUAGCUGCUACGUCGCGCCCCGAUCUGAUCGAUCCUGCGCUCCUCCGCCCCGGUCGUCUUGACAAAUCACUGCUAUGUGAUAUGCCAGACGUAGAAGAGCGCAUCGACAUCCUACGUGCCGUAACACGCAAACUACACCUCGCACCCAGCCUCCUAGGCGACGGACAGGAAGGCGAGAAUCUCCGCGAAAUAGCAAUGCGAACAGAAGGCUACUCCGGCGCCGAUCUCCAAGCUGUGGUAUACAACGCCCAACUGGAAGCCAUCCACGACGUGCUCGGAGACGUCGACCCCUCGAAGAUAGAUCACAAGAAAGAUGGAAGCAGCGGUAGUAGCAACGGUAAAGAGAAGGGUAUCCCAGAUUUCUCCUACUUCCGCUACGGCGACGACCCUUCAUCUACAUCUACCUCUGCCUUAGCCACUUCCGCCCAACUCACCGAGCGCGCCAUGAUUGCUCAGAAAAUCGCGGCUCUACAAGCUCUACGCAAGAAGCAGAAGCAGCUCCAGCGUUCUGAUGGCUCGUCGCAGCGAGAAGACGAGGACAGGGCGACUAAAGAACAAGAAGACGGGGGUGAGAGGAAGGAUCCGCAGAUCCAAUGGAAGCACAUUGAGUCGUCUCUUUCCAGCGGACGUAGCAGUAUCUCGGCUCAAGAGCGGAUGCGUCUCGAGAAGAUUUACAGAGAGUUUGUUGAUGGGCGAGAUGGAGAUUUGCCGAAUGGCCAGGGUGGAACGGAGAUUGGAGGGAGGAGCAGUCUCAUGUAA
This is a messenger RNA of Alternaria incomplexa, 3681 nucleotides long. RefSeq lists its product as uncharacterized. Gene Ontology annotation, molecular function: ATP binding; ATP hydrolysis activity. Gene Ontology annotation, cellular component: peroxisomal membrane; cytosol; peroxisome. Lineage: Eukaryota; Fungi; Ascomycota; Dothideomycetes; Pleosporales; Pleosporaceae. Gene Ontology annotation, biological process: protein import into peroxisome matrix. The record is from RefSeq and is a predicted model, not a curated record. The transcript has a single exon. Bases 1 to 3681 code for a protein of 1226 amino acids.